ACCGUGAUCUUGACUCUGGUCGUCUCGCCAGUGCAACUCGCGACCCUGACGCUGAACUCGCGUUCUUCGCGGAAUUUGUAUGAAAUGCAGACCCGAUGGAUCAGUUUUGGAGUGCAAUUAUCUGCACAGUUUUAGCAGUGCAGGAGUUAAUAAAAAUAAAAAGACAGCAAACAGGGCAAGGUAAUUUUGGAUGUCACGUGUGUUAAACAACUUCAGUUUCAAUUUAACUUCAUAUCGAACAAUAUUAUUACUGUAUUUAAACCGCGAUUUCUAUUAAUAACAAAUGUUACCAAAAGUACUAAUUGACAUGGAAGAGCUUUUUAUCUUGCAAACCCUCUUUGUCAGCUUACUUUUUACAUGUUUUCCCCACUUUUUUGCUAAUCCGCGACAAGCCCAGAGCGACAAUACAAUUAAUAUAAUAAUAAUAAUCACGUGAGUGGACGAAAUUGUUUACGAAUCGCAAAGUAGUUCAUGUCAGAAUUGGCUCAACAAAGGCUCAGCGAAAGUCAUUUGGAAUCCCCGGCAACAAGACAACCUUGAAUCAGGCAUAAAAAUCAUCUCGCCGCAAUGCUGCGCUUAAGUUUUAAUUAUAUUUUCUGGUGAAGUGAAUUCUUGCGAAUUCUGUGCAAUUUUCCAAAAUUGCUCAUUGCACUGCUGAAAAUAUUCAAUCUUGCGGUUUUCCCCAUCAAUUUUCCUUAUGACAUUAUUUAUUGGCUGCACAUAUAAUUGAAUUUCGUUUAAUAUUCGAUGCAUGCAACGGAAAAUGCCGCACGAGGAGGAAAUGUAUCGACGGAACAGCCAAGGAGGAUGAUUGAGAGAUUUAUUGAUAGACUUGAAACUCACGCGGAGUUUGCACGAGAAAAUAUUGUAAUUUGUUUUUUUCUGAUGGUGUGUCCCAAUUGGGAAGCGGAAUUGUAUGUGGAAAAUGCAAUAAAUAAGAGCAAAAAAUUGAAUUUUCAAAGUUACACGCAUCGUCAAUGUCCUCCAUUGUGACAUUUUGGAAUUUCCUUCAGAAGUGUCUCGGGAUUUUAAUUGCGUUCUUUUCAUCAUUUUUAUUCUCCUCGCUUUUCCAAUUAUGUGUGUAUUUUUUUGUUGUUGAGGGGGUUAAAUUCUCCGCCACUUCUUCAUUAGCAUCAUCUUAUUUGGACCGCAAUGAAUAUGAAAUGAAUUUAUUCACCAAAGUUUGAAAGUGCACAAUAAAUUUGAUUUGCAAAUCACACAGAAAAGAGCGGAAAAAAGGAAACUUUGUCUCUCAAGUUUAACUCAAUAAGAAGUUAAGGAAUUUUCUAUUAGAAUGUUACAUUGUUAAGUUGUAAUUUGGUUUCUGACACGCGGUGAAUUAUUUAUUGAUUGAAAGGCAAUUGUGAAGGAGUUUCAUUAAUGGCUAUUGUUGUAUAAUUAAGCUCAUUGCUGGAGCGUGACAAGCCCCUUUCCGGUUAUCUUAAUGCAUAUUUUAAUGUAUGCAAACUGCUAUCGAGCCUUUCUCCAGAUUGAGUCGUGUUAUCAAACUAGUGAUUAUUUUGCAGUUUUAUGUUGUAGAAAGGAAUUGAUUGGAAUUACAGUGAAAUAUGUGUGUUUCUCUUGAGUCUCUGAAUAGACAAUAGAGUCUUCUGCGAAGGUUUUGUCUGAUAAGCACACAUCGUAUAUUAUCAGAAUACGCAAGGUUGAUCUCAAUAUACGAUUCACGACUGCAGAAUUUAGUACAAAUCCACACCUUUUGCCGGGAAUUAUGUGUGCUUGUGCAGCAGGUGAAAUCGAUACUGAGCAAUGGUGACAAUCACGACUUUGAAAGUAUACAUCCGAUCUCCAGCCUCCACAGCAGCACGCGAAGAUGUCGAUAGAUUUGUUGUAAAUUCAAUGCUCAUGAUUAAUAUGUUCACAUAAACGCUAUAUGCAAAAUAGGCUCGCCGAAUACGUUAUGCAGAUUGAUUUGUGUGCCGGGAAAAAGAUUCUAAUUGGGGCUUUUGUGGGUGUUGCGAUCUUGUGAGAAUGGUGACGAUGUUCUCCGGAUGCGCGAUGGGGUGAAUGACAAAGGCUUUUCUCAUGCAGAAACAUGUGUGUUAUCACCCAUUGUCGGCACUCUUGACAUGGAUACAAGAAGAAGCGAAUAUCCCACAGAGAGUGAGGGCAAAAUCGAAACAAUCCACACAAGAUCUGGGGGAGACAACGUUUAGUCAAGUUGUUGGCAAAGUUGAAUAAAUAAUCAUGACCCUGAACGAUAAACGAUAAAUCAAAUGACAUGAGAACAAAAAGGGAAUAUAAAUUCGCUUUUGCGUAAUUUAGAUUGCUUGCAAGCGCGCCACUCUUGAGCAUAAGAUUGCUCUGCAGAGAGCUCGGAAGGGAGGAGAGGAAUUACAUCUUGUGACAAUGCAAACUGACUGACCAGCUUCCCAUAUCAGAUCCGACGCGAUGCUGUGGCGGGGCGCAAUGCAACCAGCUUAUAUAAAGACUCAGCACACCUUCUCAUUCUUGAUAUCGAAGUCAAUCGCACACCUCCGAAGUGGAUGACACCCAGCAUCGCUCUUUCAGCCCGUGCGCAAGAGAAGUUGUUGGGAAACUCUCAGUCGGAGUGAGAUUACAUUAUUAGCCUGUGUGUUGCCCAUCCCCUUUUGUUAAAGCACCCUUCUUCACCGUCAUCUGAGUGUCUAGCAAUCGCUCUCUAUUGUGUGUCCUUGCAUGUGAUUGUGAAGUUGUUGUCUCUCCUUAUCACACUGUCUUAUCACUACCAAUCGACACACGGCAACCAUGGAAGUGCAAUUUCAGCCAAAAGCCCAAUUAAAUUCCCAAUCGAAGGCAUUCAAUGAGGAUUUCAUCGAAUAUGGGAUUUCCAAUUUGCUGUCGCUGCGAAGAGGAAUUGGAGUGGCGACGCAAAAGAUGUCUUCUCCAUCAGCAAAUGCAACAAAAAUCCGCUAUGAACCAGUCACAGACAAGGAUACCGAAGAGAUUCUGAGACUCUUGAAGACAUUCUUUUUCAAAGAUGAACCAUUGAAUACGUAUUUGGAUUUAGGAGAAUGCAAAGAAUUGGAGCUUUACUCAACAAAGUGCAUCAAAGAGAAAUGUUCCUUCAAAGCAGUAAAUUCCAGGAAUGAAAUUGUUGGAGUUUUCCUCAAUGGACUCAUUCAUAGGCCUAAAAACGGUGAGGAGCCCGUGAAGCUGGCUGAUGGCUGUGAACACAAGAAAUUCCGGAAAAUCAUGGGUCUCAUGGACUUUAUUGAUACAAAAUUCAAUCUCUUCGAUUUAUAUCCGGACGUUGAUGUCGUGCUGGAUGGAAAAAUCCUCUCAGUGGACAGCAAUUAUCGUGGGAUGGGCAUUUCUGUGGAGCUGACAAACUGCACAAUUGAGUACAUGAAG
Phlebotomus argentipes is the source of this 3351-nucleotide messenger RNA. RefSeq names its product arylalkylamine N-acetyltransferase 1-like. The record is from RefSeq and is a predicted model, not a curated record. The annotation marks the transcript as partial. The transcript is spliced from 4 exons. NCBI's taxonomy places the organism in Eukaryota, Metazoa, Arthropoda, Insecta, Diptera, Psychodidae. Gene Ontology annotation, molecular function: N-acetyltransferase activity.